GCUACGUCUGUCUACCCAUCGUGGACUUGCCGUUCUUUCAUGUUCCCUUCUCCUCACCAAAUGAGCUUCUUCAAAGCAUUCUCAUCCUACGUCACUAUAAAACAGCUUCACCCUGAGAAGCACGAGCCCCUCCACAUUGAAGAGGAGGAGGAGGAGAUGCCAUACAUGAAACAGGAGGCGGAGCCAGAGACCCCUUACAUUAAAGAAGAAGAGGAGGAAGAUGAAAUCUCCAAGUCUCCAAUGACUGUCCGUGUAAAGAGUGAAGAAGAUAAAGGUCCAAGCGAAGAGAGUGGAGCAGCGAAAUUGUCGCGUGUCAGCCCAUUUCAGCACCCGACAACAAAAGGAGAAAGACGAUCGACACCGAUCAGCCUGUUAGCUCCGCCCUCGGACAGCGACAAUGUAAUGUCACACUCUUCUGACUUUCACACUGAUGAGGAGGUUAAUGACUUGGACCGAAAUGCUUCAAAAUUCUUAAACAAGCCAUCAUUGAAAAAAGACAUAGAAGUGGUUGGGAAACAUUUUACCUGCUGCUUUUGUAGUAAAACAUAUUCUGGGAAACGGUACUUAAAAAGACACAUGCUUACACACACCGGGGAGAAGCCUUUUGGCUGCACAUUUUGUGGUAAAAGAUUCACUGACGAGGUAUAUUUGAACGAACACACAAGAACGCAUACUGGAGAGAAGACUUAUGCCUGCUCACUUUGCGAUAAAAGAUUCGUUGAUAAGACAACUUUCAACAAACAUGCAAAAACACACACAUCAGAGAAGCCUUUUGUCUGCACAUCUUGUGGUAAAAGAUUUACCCUAAAGAAAGGAUUAAACCAACACAUAAGAACACACUCUGGAGAGCAGCCUUUCAUCUGCACAAAUUGUGGUAAACGGUUCGCUGAUAAGGGAGGUUUAAGCAAACACACAAUGACACACACUGGAGAGAAGCCUUUUGUCUGCACAUUUUGUGGUAAACGUUUCACCGCUAAGGGAAAUUUAAAGAAACACACAUUAACACACACUGGAGAAAAGCCUUUUCCCUGCUCAGUUUGCCAUAAAAGAUUCUCUCGGAAAGAAUUACUGAAGUAUCACACUAUUACGCACACUGGAGAAAAGCCUUUUCUCUGCACAUUUUGUGGUAAAAGAUUCACCCAGAAGGUAGAAUUAAUAUGUCACACAAGUGUACACACUGGGGAAAAGCCUUUCGCCUGCUCACUUUGCGAUAAAAGAUUUUCUUGCAAGCGUUACUUAACAAAACACUCGCUUACACACAAUGGAGAGAAGCCUUUUGUCUGCACAUAUUGUGGUAAAAGGUUCAUGGAGAAGGGAAGUUUAAGCAAACACACAAUCGCACACACUGGAGAAAAACCUUUUUCCUGCUCAGUUUGCCAUAAACGAUAUCUCUAUAAGCAUCACUUAACAAGACACUCGCUUGCACACACUGGAGAGAAGCCUUUUCCCUGAUCAAUUUGUGUCAUCCGGAAGGAAGAUUUAAACGAUCACACAAGAAAACACAAUUAACUUACGGCUUACUGCUUUUGACAAUUUUACUUCUGAUUGUUGACAAUACUUUGAUGCUUCCCUUCUUUUUGUUGUCCAAUUUCCAAACAUUAUCUGAAUGGUUUCAGGGAAGAUUUCUUUGUUCGUCUUGUGCAUUGUACCGUAAUUUUCGGACUACAAGCCGCUACUUUUUUCCCUCAUUUUGAAUCCUGCGGUUUAUAUUCCACUGCGGCUUAUUUGUUGAUUUAUUUGGGUUAAUAGGUAAGGUAAUAGGUAGGUUAUUUGACAGCAGCGUCAUAAGAUUGCUCUGAGACCGUCAUACUUAAUACUAGAGGAGUUCCAAAAAAUCGAUUAUUACAUGCAUCGCGAUUCGACACGUGACAAUUCGAUUACGAUUCCUAAAGGUUCAAAAACGAUUAUUUUCCCUCAUAACCUUAUGGCAUCUGCUCGUAGCAGACCAAAAUUCAAGACACGUCUGCCGCCCGGGCACCGUUAAGGGCGCACGCAUGUCAUAAUGGCUGCUGCUGGUUACUGAGAGAGAGAUUUACUCUUUUUUAAAAGACUGGUAAAUAAAUUUAUGUAUGAGACAGGAAGGAAACAGAAGUGCGACCCUGCGCAAGUUAUUUUUUAGAGCAAGAGGGGAGAGAGCGAUAGUUUGUUGCGCCAUGUCUUUCAGAUGUACAGCAGUGGUUUUAAGGCAUUUCAAUCAAAAAAUGUCCUGAGUGUGUUGCUAAGACUCGUGUGCAUCCGUAAGAGGUGAGUAUAUGAGUCCUCCUGUACUGUUUAGCCUUUAUUGUUGCUGUUUUUGAGAUGUUAAUAGUUAGCGCUAAGCUAAUUAGCUAAUUCGCUAACGUGUAUUUCAAAGGCAGAACGUGUAAAACCACAAUCAAGUACAGCAGUAACACUGCAAACAUGUGAAAUAGUACAGAAAGCUGUGAAAACAAAGUAUAUUGGUUAAAAGAAGUCUUAUUUCUAAAGACACUUUGUUUCCAGAAAAUGUGGUAUUCAUUCCACCUGUGUAAAUUUUAUUGUAUUGUUGAGAGAAAUAAGUACUCCCUUUAAAAAGGUUAAUUGUUGUAUGGGCAUGUUUCCAUCGUUCCUGUUGAACUCAUUAGGAUAUUUUAAAUAAAUAAUGGACAUAAAUUUGCUUGGCUAUUGUAGUAAUUAGCAAUGUCAGAUGCAUCGAUAAUCGUGAUAAUAAUAAUUUUUUUUACAUCUGUAGCGCUGCAGUGCAUGCUAGGGGGCAUGUUGGACGACAAUAAUGUUGAAAGCAGGUGGCAGCAGAGGUUGAUUGUCUCCCCCAAGGGAGCAGUGAUGGCCAAAUGAAGCUUCUUGAAGCAAUGACGCUUUGAGGCCAAUUGGUUCAAAACUUCAUGGUGGUUGAUUUGGUUUUAUGACAGUGUUAUGAUGCCGCUGUCAAAUAUUGUUACUGCUUUAUAUCUUUGGUUUAAACAUCCUAUAAUACAGUGAGGAAAGCUGCGGCUUAUAGUCCAGUGUGGCUUAUCUAUUUAAAAAAUUGUCGUUUUCAUGUUAAAUUUGGUGAGUGGCGGCUUAUAGUCAGGUGCGCCUCAUAGUGCGAAAAUUACGAUAGUAAUUUGAAAUCUGCUUCAUUGUAGAUUCACUGCACCUUUUUAGUAUGACUAUCAAAUAUUUUUGUUCAUUACGGACUGUCUUUUUUGUAACCUGUUUUUAGAGGUCUGUUCUAUAAAUAUGGGUUGUGUAUAUACCCAUGCUCUUAGUAUUGUAUUAAUUGUCAAUAUUCAACACAACUGGAUGACUAUGGUAUCGUCAAGGGUGAAAGUGGUUAGAAUUUCUUGCAGGAACUCACUGACACAGUGGUUCUUAACCUUGCAAAAGGUACCGAACCCCUCGAGUUUCACAGGUGCAUUCACCGAACCCUUUGGAAUUUCAUAAUAAAGCCAUUUUUAAUGAAUUUAAAACCUUGCAAGCUAAAAUCUAACUGAAUUCCUGUUCAAAUUUCCUCCGUAUUUCUAUUUUACUACAAAUAAUUUUGCCUUUUGCGGUUGAUUUUCAUGUUGGUAAAUGAAAUUAAACUCAUUUCAUUUAAAACUUUUUUUUUUUGUUUUCAUGUCUACAGUCUCAUUUUAUUGUCACAUCCUUGCAUUACAUACUAUAUUAAUGGCGUAAAAUUAUGCCUUUUUUUUAAUCUAUGCAG
This is a messenger RNA of Corythoichthys intestinalis (scribbled pipefish), 3664 nucleotides long. Its product is annotated as gastrula zinc finger protein XlCGF57.1-like. Gene Ontology annotation, biological process: regulation of transcription by RNA polymerase II. The coding region runs from base 40 to 1452 and encodes 470 amino acids. Gene Ontology annotation, cellular component: chromatin; transcription regulator complex; PcG protein complex. The record is from RefSeq and is a predicted model, not a curated record. Gene Ontology annotation, molecular function: DNA-binding transcription factor activity, RNA polymerase II-specific; RNA polymerase II cis-regulatory region sequence-specific DNA binding. Lineage: Eukaryota; Metazoa; Chordata; Actinopteri; Syngnathiformes; Syngnathidae. The transcript is spliced from 2 exons.